This is a messenger RNA of Lodderomyces theae, 1686 nucleotides long. RefSeq lists its product as uncharacterized. Gene Ontology annotation, cellular component: mitochondrion. The record is from RefSeq and is a predicted model, not a curated record. Gene Ontology annotation, biological process: mRNA stabilization; mitochondrial proton-transporting ATP synthase complex assembly; mitochondrial gene expression. The coding region runs from base 1 to 1686 and encodes 561 amino acids. Lineage: Eukaryota; Fungi; Ascomycota; Pichiomycetes; Serinales; Debaryomycetaceae. The transcript has a single exon.
AUGAAGCCUGCCCGUUGCAGUAGAUGCUUUUCUACCACCUCCCCCCGGAUACAGAAUUCUAAAUCAGAUGGAGAUAGUUCAACGCCAUGGUAUUUGAGGAAAGAAAAUUCGUCACAAUCAGGUCAAGUAACUCACGACAAGUUUCCGGAGUUGCCUUAUGGAACACCUCAAGGAAUCAAAGAUCUCCUCACCUUGCUAGUCAAAAAGUACGGUCUCACGAGCUUGAAAGUUUAUGACUUGGCCGCACUUCCUGCUGAUCACCCUAAAUAUACAGAUGAGCAGUCUCCUCAACGGUUUAUCAUACUUGCUUCAGGUAAAUCCGAGAAACACAUUUACAAAGCAUCGUAUGAACUAAAGCAGCACGUCAAGCAUGAGUAUGGCUAUUUACCUCGCAUUGAGGGUAUGACGUCAAACGCAAUAAGCACUAGAGCACGCAGAAGGUUGGCAAAAAGAGCCAGACAAGGACCACCUGCAACGCACAACGAUUUUGGCAUUGGUCAAAAUUCGUGGGUAAGAUGCGAACUAGGUGUUGAGGGUGCAGUUGUCCAUAUUUUGAGUGACGAAAGAAGAGUGGAAUUGAACUUGGAAUCCCUUUUUGAAGAGGAGGGUGGAGAUGUAGAGGUACCACACGUGGAGACACCGACACAGAAAAGAACUUACGAAGAUACAGAGAGCGUGUUUUUUGGAUUGCGGAGGCAUUUUCACACACUGUCUAGCCGACAAGAUGUUGCCCAAUUAAAGUCCAUAGUCAAGUCAUGUGCAGAGAACCCGUCCGAUAAAAGUCUUGAAUUGUUCAAGAACGAUUUUGACUCCACAUUUACUGGUGCUUCAGUAGAGGAAUGGAGCGAGAAGUUUGCACUCUACAAGUUGCUCCACUUAAGGGAUCCACUGAUUGCAUCGUUCAAGGACCUUGAAAAGGUACUUUUGGAAAAACAUGCAUCAAUUCAAUUACUUGGGGAAGAAAUCAAUUGGAAUCAAGAAAUAGUAAAUGACGUGAUCAGAUAUAUGGAAGCCGUAUUGGAUAUAAAUGAGCCUCUCCCCGCGUCAGAGAAACUCUCCAUGUUAUCAAGCUUCAUAUCAAGAAUUACUUCCUUUUCAAGAGAUGAGUUACAUUUCUUUGCUGUGGACAAGUUUCAGGCUUUAUUGUGGUCGUUGACCUGUGACGAAUAUGUUCCUAUUGAUGCUGCGCGUUUACAUACUGCACUUCUGACAGGGAAGGGGAUAGAGGUUGAAAAUUGUCGUGUACACCAAGACCCACAAUCCGCGCAAAACGUGCGAGAGCUCUUAAGAACCAUCAACUUCUCCAAACGAGGAGCCGUCCCAUUAUGGCUUCGAGAACAAAUGCUAUAUACGUAUGCUUGUGCAAGAAAUUGGCCUUACUUUUGGAAAGAAUGGAACAUGAUACAACAGAGCUUGACCACUCCUCGAGAUAUUGCACUCAUGCAAACGAAGUUGGUUUUCCUUCUUGCAAUGAUCAACGACAAAAUCGCUUUACGAGACUUUUUCUGUAACUUCUGGGACACCAAAAACAGUCUGUCAUUUAUAAAUCAAUGGGAAAAAGCCAACUCUGAGCUCUUUACUGCAAAGGAGAGAAAAUCGUUGAAAAGAGCGCUUGAUAUGAUUUAUGAAAAUCAUGGAUCCAGUUCCUGGUUUGAAAAUGCUCGUGUAUUCGCUACCACUUUGUAA